Molecule: messenger RNA, 1335 nt
Organism: Rotaria sordida
Lineage: Eukaryota; Metazoa; Rotifera; Eurotatoria; Philodinida; Philodinidae
Source: the annotation of a GenBank genome assembly
AUGUCAUCUAAACAGAGUUUUAACAACCAUACGCUUGUCAAUUUCGACAAACUCUUGCUUGGUGAUUCAAGUGAAAUAAAUCAUUUGCAAAAUGAAUUUGAGUCUCAUGGUUGGUGUUUUAUUCGAUUACCUAACAAACAUGGUGAACUAACAAAUAAACUCAACGAAAUACAAACAAUUCUCUCAGCGUUUUUUGCUCGAAGUCAAUAUGAAAAAUCCCAAUAUGAAUCAUUCAAUGCCUUUGGCUAUUCACAUGUCGGUCACAAAGAAGGUAUUAAAGUUUUAAUUGAUCAAAAUGGUCUUAAGAAUUUCCAUCAUCGUUUAUCGAAUGACGUAGAACAAGCGUUACAAUAUCUAGCAAUAUCAAUUUAUAAUUUGACCAAUGUUUUAAAAAAUGUCAUGUUCAAGAUGCCCGUAUUUACACAAAAUCCGAAUGAUAACAUGGUAGAAUUAUCUCCGUUUGGUAUGCUUGAUAUUGUAAAUUAUUUUAAUAAAAAACCUGCACCUAAAAAACAGCCUAAAGUUGGUCUAAAUACAGAUGAAGUUAAUUGUGUUCCACAUUUCGAUCCAGGUCUUUUUUCAUUAAGUAUUCUAUCGACAUGUGAAGGUCUUCAAUUGCAUGAUCAAUUACAAGAUAAAUGGAUUGAUGGACCGAACAAUUCUGAACUUGAUCAACAUUCUAUUGGCGUUAUAUGGUUAGGUGAAGCAGCAAGUAUUCUGACCAAAAAUCGUUUUAAAUCAGGUAUUCAUCGCGUUGUCUAUCCAGAUGUAAUCCAUAAGUCACGUCUUACUAUUUGGCAAGAAAUUUGUACUAAAGCUCAAAUUGAUCCAUUAAUUUCAAAGAAGGACAAUUCGAUUUUUAUACCGAAUAAUACUAAUAUUCGAAUGAUCAAUCAGCCGAAUUCAGUACCACUUCGUAUUCGAUCUGGUGGUGAGAAUUUAAAUAAUUUUAUGAGACGAGUUGAAAAUGAUCGUGGCCUAUCGAUAAGUAAAGUUGCUCCUCAUCAUUUCAAAAUGAUCUCUAAUAGUAAUGAUAAUAAUGAUGAUAGUGAUGAUGAUAAUGAUGAUCAAUAUACUCAACAACAAAAAAAUACUAAUUUUUUGCCUGGUGGUGCCUCCGUUACAAUGAAAAAUCAACCGAAUUCUUUACCAUUUCAAAUACAAUCGGGAGGUGAAACAAUGAAUAAUUUUAUAAGACGAGUCGAAAAUGAACGUGGUUUAUCAAUAAGUAAAUCUGGUAUUGAACAUAUUGAAAUCAAACCUCCCGUUAAAAAAAAAACAAUAUCAGAUCAGCGAAACAGAAAAAGAUCUUUAUUCUCGAAAUUGUUUAAAUGA